AUGGGAAAAAGCAAAGAUCCAACACAAGGAGUAUUAAGUGUUUUUGAUUUUGUUCAAUCAAGAAAAUAUUAUGGACUUCAAAUUCCAAUUCCUUCUUUAAUUGAAACUUUGGCUUCUUGGUGGACUUUCCAAAGAUAUCAUACAGAUAGAUAUGACCCAAAUGGAUAUAUACAAGGAAGAAAAACUGGAUUACAUUUAAAUUUUAUACCAAAAUAUAAGAUUCAAGUUAAAAGAGAUGUUGAUGGUGGUACAAUUAUUCAAUUAGAUUAUUGGGCAAGAAUUAGAAAGACUGGUAUUGUUGCUGCAUUUGUAACUUAUGGUGUAACUGCAGCAGUCGGUGCUGGUACAUUAUCGUAUCAUGUAUUGGAGGCCAAAUCAUUUUUACAAGCAUUUUGGCAAUGGUUCGAUGGUAGUUACCAAGUUGUUAAAGUUGAAGUUUUAUUAAAUGAAGAGAGAACUGCACUUCAACAAGAAGAUAGAGAUGGCACCAACAAUGUUUCAAAGACAACCACUACAACAAACAAUUAUUACAAUACCUAUACAAAUGGUCAGCAACAACAAGGCUAUGGUCAACAACAGCAACAAGGCUAUCCACCAUAUAAUUCAACUACAAAUAAUACAAAGAAUACUACAAUUAAUAAUGGUCCUCCACCACCAAGACCAUCUCAACCACCGCCACAAAUUAAAUCAGCAGGUGUUGUUUACCCUGUAUCUACAAUGAGUUCACCUGCAACCGUGGUUUAUCCAACCCCACCACCUGUUAUGUCACCACCAGUAGGCACACCACCAACUCCUUCUCAAAUUCCGAUACCACCACCAAAUACAAUUGCCGGUGCAGUUUAUCAUGGUAGAGGAAAUGUAACUACAACAUCGCCAAGCGGAGUUGUUGGUUAUCAAACUACCAUUACAAGUCAUACAACCUCUUCUUAUCCAGUUUCGACUUUGAAUGGAUUAGGAUUUGGUAGUCAUACUCAAGUUGGUCAAAAUAGUGGUACUGGUUACUCUUUUAAUUCUCAACAAUUGGAACAUCAACAACACUCUGGAUCGUCACCAACCAAUAAUAGUGGUGGUUCAAGUAGAUAUAGUAGUGAAAGCUAUUCCUCAUCCUCCUCACAUCCAGGUCAAUAUGGACAUUCACAAUAUGGAUCUCAAUCUCAAUAUGGAAAUUCACAAUAUGGUUCACAAUCACAAUCACAAUCACAAUCACAAUAUGGCUCACAACCAGGAUAUGGUUCUCAAUCACAAUAUGGUUCACAAUCAGGAUAUGGUUCACAAACAGGAUAUGGUAAUAAUAAUUUCUCUGGAGUUCAACAACAAUCAAAUAGUGGUAUUAAUGGAUCAACAAAUCAAUAUGGACAAAGUUCACAAUAUGGUCAAAAUGGUCAACAACAACAGUUUGUUCAAUCUUUAUUUGGUUCUACUCCUGUAACUCCAUCUAGACCAGCUCCAACCCCCUCAACUGCUUCAAUUGAACGUUCAAAUAGUUUUGGUAGUGGUAGUAGUAAUAAUAAUUCACCAAAUGGAGGAUACAAUUCAUCACUACCACCCUAUCCAUCAACUGCUACAACUGUAUCACCAACACCACCACCACCAACAAGUACACCACAAAUGGCUACUACCAAUUCCAACUCAAGUACUACUGGUAGCGGUGACUCGACACCAUAUGGAACCCAUCCAAGUAAUACUGGUAAUGGUCCAUAUGCAACUGGUUCAUACUUGGGUCAUGAACAACCAAAGAAAGAACCAACCGAUUAUGCAUCUUUAAGACAUGGUGGUUUAGGAUAUGGUUAUACCUAUGAUCAUCUUAAAGAAGAACUAAAAAAGAAGAGUGAAAAUUUAAAUAAGACACAAACAAAUCAAGGUCAUGCUACAAAUUAA
Molecule: messenger RNA, 1878 nt
Organism: Dictyostelium discoideum AX4
Lineage: Eukaryota; Evosea; Eumycetozoa; Dictyosteliales; Dictyosteliaceae
Exons: 2
Coding region: 1-1878 (625 amino acids)
Source: RefSeq, a predicted model, not a curated record